Molecule: messenger RNA, 565 nt
Organism: Notodromas monacha
Lineage: Eukaryota; Metazoa; Arthropoda; Ostracoda; Podocopida; Cyprididae
Source: the annotation of a GenBank genome assembly
GUUCAUGAUCCAAGGAGGUGAUGUGGUGAACAAGGAUGGGACAGGAAGACCUUGGUCUGCACUCGGUACCCCGAUGUUUGAGGAUGAAGUGUUUGCCGUGAACCACACCGUCGCGGGUUUCGUUUCUAUGGCGAAUUCCGGCCCGGACACGAAUGCUUGUCAGUUUUUCAUCACCGUAGGUGGCGCUCCUUGGCUGGACGGGAAGAACGUGGCAUUUGGAAAGGUGAAGUUUCGUAUUUAUUCCGAAGGAGAGGGACAGAAUCAGUCGCUUGAAUUGCUUUUGUUAAUGAUGUACGGUACUGUUGUUGCUGGGAUGGACGUGGUGUAUGCAGUGACAGACAUAAAAACGGAUUGGAAUGACAAACCUCACGAAGAUGUCGUUGUCGUCGACUCUGGUCUUCUUCCACUGAGUGGGCAUUAUGAAAUCCCUGAGGACCCUUACGAGGAACUAAAUAUUAAAUGGCUGCAGAUAUUCCCUGUGGACAAUGCGCGGAAGGUUGUCUUAUCAAAUGGAAAUGGAUGCUCUCAUGGAAGUUCCAGCGCUGAUGCUCCUCAGGGCCAACAC